Messenger RNA from Mauremys mutica (yellowpond turtle), 3716 nucleotides. RefSeq names its product HEAT repeat containing 6 (gene HEATR6). The transcript is spliced from 20 exons. Lineage: Eukaryota; Metazoa; Chordata; Testudines; Geoemydidae. The record is from RefSeq and is a predicted model, not a curated record. The coding region runs from base 39 to 3575 and encodes 1178 amino acids.
CGGUUGCCAUAGCGCUGACGCCGGCCCGGCCGGGGAAGAUGGCGGCGGCUGUGUCGGUGGCGGGGCCUGGGGAGGCAGCAGCGGGUCCUGAGCCCGAGCCCCGCGGCUCCAUCCGGCGCUACCUGGCCCGGCUCGGCGCGCUGCGGCCCCUGCCCGGCCCGGAUCCGGAGGGCGAGAGCGGCCGCCGCACCGAGCUGCACCUGCUGUUCGACCAGCUCAUCUCCGAGAACUGCGGCCCGGGGGCGCCGGGGCCCACGGGGGCGCCGAGCCCGCAGGAUGUUUGUGCUCUACUUGUUCAAGCCUGUCAACUGGUUCAUCUCACUCAGGAACAUCUUGUGAACAAAGUUUGUCAACUCAUUCAUCAUUUACUUAACAGAUUCCAGGUAGUGGUUGAUGAACAGAAUUUGGAUUUUCUUCUGUCCUAUUCCAUCUCUGCUCUCAAACAGUGCAGCUCUUGGACACACACUGAAAUUCUGCAAGCCUUAACAGCUCUUGUCUACAACAAUGGACCUAAUUGUCAGAAGUAUCUCCCGGAUUUGCUGGGGAAGAGCGGAUUGUUGGUACAGUUCAGUGAUCUUGCUCAGCCUGAUGUGGAACUCAGGAGGGCAGCAGUACACAGCAUGGCAAAUCUGUGUCUCAGUGUGCCUGGACAGCCAUACUUAGAUGAGUCUUACAGAAGUCUGUGCUUUCAAACUUUCCUAAGUGUGUUACAGUCUUCAAAAACUUCAGAUGUAGAUGACAUCACUUUUUGUAUGCUGUUACAGAAUGCGCUGAAAGGUAUCCAGUCACUUUUAAACGGUGGGAAGAUGAAGCUAAUGCAGACUGAUCAGCUUGGGUCCCUUCUUGCGGUAUUAAAGAAAUGCAUGUUCUAUGGGCUUCCUGGACUGAACGUGGAAAUGCCUGCAGUCUUGUACCCUGCUCCACUUCCUCAGUAUGAUGGACGAUCACCUGUCAAACCGGAGCAGUUGGAAUUGAGCACCGUUAAGCAAACAGGGACCCGAAGGAAAAAGUCCAAGGGGAAACAAAAGAAAGGACAAUUGGGGGAAGAAGUGAAAGAAGAAUUAGAAAGUGAUGUAGGAGAUGGAGCAAUCCAUGGAAUGAAUAUAUUUCAGUUACAUUCAGGCAAUGCACAAAAUAGUCCUUGUCUAAAUCCCUGGAAUCGUACAUUAGAUGCUGCAUACAUGCCUGCUGGAAAGGAUCUCUUAUCAUCAUGCUAUCCCAGCUGGAAAAGGAUCAGCAGCAGUGAGUCGGAGUAUUCUGAUGCUGAAGGUGGAAUACAAAGCAAAAUGAGAUCUUAUCAAGCCAAAGUUCGUCAAGGGGCUUUAGCCUGUUUCCUUUCCACUAUCAAAUCAAUAGAAAAAAAAGUUCUUUAUGGCUACUGGUCAGCAUUUGUUCCUGAUACACCUGGAAUAGGCAGCCCACAGUCUGUGUCCUUGAUGACUAUUGCAUUGAAGGAUCCCUCUCCAAAGACUCGGGCCUGUGCUCUUCAGGUUCUCUCCGCCACCUUGGAAGGUUCUAAGCAGUUUCUUUCUGUUGCUGAAGACGCACAUGACCAUAAAAGAGCUUUCACUCCUUUCUCUGUAACGAUUGCUUCCAGCAUCAGAGAGUUGCAUCGCUGUCUGCUGCUAGCCCUGGUGGCAGAAUCCUCCUCACAAACCCUUACACAAAUCAUCAAGUGCCUUGCAAAUUUGGUAUCGAAUGCACCAUACAGCCGUUUAAAACCUGGUCUAUUGACAAGAAUUUGGAACCAGAUAAAGCCAUACAUUCGUCAUAAAGAUGUUAAUGUCCGGGUUUCCAGCCUCACCUUGUUAGGCGCUGUCGUAUCCGCUCAAGCGCCUUCACCAGAAGUACAGUUACUUCUGCAACAGCCCAGUUCUUCCGGACUAAGUAACAGCGGUACCGCAACCCCUCGUCGCGUCAGUUCCUCUGAGUGGUGGAGAAGAGCACCACCUUCGCAAGGGGAUCCCACGGACAAUUGGGAGAGUUCAUCUUCAGAGCCUUGUUGGCUCAUACGUCUUUGUAUCUCCACUGUUGUUCUGCCCAGAGAGGAUUCCUAUUCUGAUAGCGAUACUAGCUUCACAGCUAGUACUGUCUAUGAACCAUCUCCUGUUCGACUGGAAUCUUUACAGGUCUUGGCACUUCUUGUGAAGGGCUAUUUCUCUGUGGCUCAGAGCUAUUUGUUAGAGCUUGGAGAGGUGGCUUGCAAAUGCAUGGAGGAAACAGAUCCAUCCAUUCAGCUCCACGGUGCCAAACUUCUGGAGGAGCUGGGCACAGGCAUAGUACAACAGCACAAACCAGAUUCAGCCAUUGCUGUCAAUGAGAAAGUACCUGUCAACUUGGUUGUAACCUUUUGGACUAUGAUGUUAAAUGGCCCUUUACCUGGUGCCCUUCAGAAUGCUCAACAUCCUACCCUUCAGACAAGUGCCUGUGAUGCUCUUUCUUCUAUCUUACCGGAAGCUUUCGGCAGUCUGCGGGAUGACCAGCAGAUACUGUGCAUCACGCUACUGCUGGGGCUGAAUCACAGUGAGAAUCCCCUGGUGAAAGCUGCUGCUGCACGAGCCCUUGGAGUCUACGUCCUCUUCUCAUGUCUUAGGCAGGAUGUGAUGUUUGUUGCUGACACAGCAAAUGCUAUCCUGAAUUCCCUCCAGGACAAGUCUCCAAACGUCCGUGCCAAAGCAGCCUGGUCCUUGGGCAACCUUACAGACACGCUGAUUGUCAACAUGGAAAUGAUCGGGCAGAGCUUCCAAGAGGAAUUCUCAGAUCUCCUACUACUGAAAAUGUUACGAUCAGCAACUGAAGCAUCCAAGGACAAAGACAAGGUAAAGAGCAAUGCAGUCCGGGCCCUAGGAAAUCUGCUUCAUUUCCUUCAACCAUAUCACAUAGUAAAACCCAGAUUUAGUGAAACCAUUAAGGAAUCCAUUCAGGCCCUUAUUUCUACUGUCCAGAGUGAGGCUACCAUGAAAGUACGGUGGAAUGCAUGUUAUGCGCUGGGAAACGUAUUUAAAAACCCUGCCUUGCCACUUGGAGAAGCUCCUUGGACUGCACAAGCCUAUAAUGCUCUUACAUCAGUGGUGAAAUCAUGCAAGAAUUUCAAAGUCCGAAUCAAAUCUGCCAUGGCCCUCUCCAUCCCUACCCAAAGGGAGCGCUACGGAACCGCUGAACAGUUUUCCCAGAUCUGGAGUGCAUUGGUUAUAGCUUUGCAGAAGAGUGAAGACACCGAGGACUUUCUGGAGUUCAAAUACAGUGCCAGCCUAAGAACGCAGAUCUGCCAGGCUCUGAUUCAUUUGUUAAGCUUGGCAAACAGUACAGACCUGCCAUUCAUUAGGAAAACUAUAGCAGAAAAUGGGGAUGUGAUCAGAUCCUAUGUCUUGCAAUAUAUGAAAUCGGGGGUUGAAGAAGAUGAAGCAGGAAUACACACAAACUCCCAUGAAAGAGACAGAUUGUUGAAAAGAGCUAUUGAGCAUAUUUGUGGUAUUGAGGAACUGUCAGAAGGCAAAGCUAAAGUAGUAGUAGCUGCUUAUCUAGAAGAUAUCUUGACAAACCACAUCAACUCCACUGAAUUAACGGAGGCUUAGGAAGAGAAAUCCAUUGCUUUAAUGACCAGUAAAUUGUGCCUUCUGAUUAUAUGCAGAGGGAAGUACGCUGCUUUUAUGUAUGCAAGAUGUCCAGGAGAGAGGUUUCCUAUUGGCAACAUUAAAACAUUUAUUUCAAACUUA